Molecule: messenger RNA, 3447 nt
Organism: Phanerochaete carnosa HHB-10118-sp
Lineage: Eukaryota; Fungi; Basidiomycota; Agaricomycetes; Polyporales; Phanerochaetaceae
Exons: 9
Coding region: 192-3122 (976 amino acids)
Biological process (GO): post-transcriptional regulation of gene expression
Cellular component (GO): cytoplasm
Molecular function (GO): mRNA binding
Source: RefSeq, a predicted model, not a curated record
CUUUCGGCAGUCGUAAGCAAAGCCCACCCGCCGCACUGUACAACAUCAGUUCAUCUUAGACCGGCUUGAAAUCGGUGGCAGGAUUACCUUUGUGCAAUUAGGUCUCAGCGCGUCCUACAUUACCUCCUUACCAUCAAUCUGUUCUCGUCAAACUCUGGGACAAAAGUAUCUUCUGUCAAUCUUCUUUCGCUAUGAGUACUACCACGGAAUCUACUACUACAUCUAAUCACCCCUCCUCCGACGACCGCAAGCAGAGUCCGCCCGCCUUUCUGGAUCUGGCCGACUCCGCUGCGAGAUACGGCAAUCCCGCUGGCGAUGUUCGUAUACUCAAGAAGAUUGAGCAUGAACGCCAGCGCGCUCUCCAGCGUAGGCUCUUCGAAGACCAAAUGCGCGCUUUGGAGGCACAGCAGGCCCGGGAACUUCUCACCAUCGACUCUGGUGCCAACCUCCAGCACCUUGCAGCAUCGGCGCCGACCACCCCACCACGCGUGAACGCGAUGCUCAGCAGCGAGUACUCGCCUGGCCUGCAUCCCGGCUUUGCUCACCCCUCCGUCGAUGCUGAGUCUCUCUCGAAGGCAGUUGGCUCUGCCGCCGACAAGCGCAAGUCUGUCACGUAUGCUCCCUCUGUGGCACACUCGCCCGAAACCCAGAGCAACGGUCUGCAGAGCUUUGCUCGUCCCGGAGGCGCCAAGAGUAUGCCCGCCAGCCGCCGGACAUCUGCUAGCGAACACGACGAGGAACUUGCGGGUCACCUUGACAAGCUCUCGCUUGCCGGCGAGCGAUCCUCUCCCUCCCAGGGUACUGCUCCACAGUCUAUCCUUCGUUCCAGCAGCGGCCGCUACGCUGGUGAGAGCGCAGGCUAUACCUACAACGCGGGCAUGAUGCUUGAUGAACAGAUUGACCAAGAGAUGCACAACGCCAUGCGCCAUCUCCCGACCUCGGACGAGGAUAAAUACGUAAACGGAUAUGGCAACAAGAUGUCCGCGUCCUCCGCCGCUGCUCUUGACCUGGCCGCCGUCCAGAAUCGUGGGUCCUAUAUUGGCCAGAACAAGUCCUCCGAGUGGCUACAGUUUAAUGGCAGCAGUCCCCGUCCCAUUCCCGAUCGUGUCUCGUCCCGCAACGAGUCCCGUCGUGUCGUGACGAACCCGACAAUUGCGUUGUCUCCGGGCCUUGGUGACUUGCCCAAGGGUACUGUCUCAGGACACCACACGCCCCUCAUUCAACAAAUACCGCAGGGUUUAGUCCAGGGCUUGUCCUCGCGCCGUGGCUCUCCUCUGGCUUUACCAGAUGGCAUUAUUGGCGGUAUCACCGCCGCACGUUCUGUGCCGAACACUCCGCUUCCCGGCGCGGGGCCGAAUGGCAUUCUCAGCAAGGGCCUGGGCACGCCACUCUCCGCCGAGCCCCCAAACGUCAACGGCUUGCUUACCGCUCAGGGUUCAAGCCCCGUGGAACUACAUCCCUCGCUUUCGCGUCUGCCCUCGAGCCAGUACGAAUCAGGUGCUCUUGGCUACAACACUAUGCAACCAAGUAUGGACGAUUCGCUCCAGGUUACGUACGACAUGAACGUCAAUGCCACGCUCGACAAUAGCCGCUACAGCGACUAUGAUUACGACAGUGACAGCAGGCUUCCACAUGCCAAUGGCGGCGCGGGUUCCACGGCAUUGUACCAUCACAACGGUACAAAGUACGGCCUCGGCAUCAACGGGCGGCAGAACGGUGACGGUAAGAUGAACGGCUUACAUGGGCCUAAACAUAAGCGUGGGGACGUUGACCGCGAGUUCAACCGCUUUGCUGGCAUGCGUCUUGAGGAUCUUCAGGGCGAGAUUCCAUCCCUCUGCAAAGAUCAACACGGUUGCCGAUAUCUCCAGAAGAAGCUCGAGGAGGGUGUGCCUGAGCAUCGAGACAUGAUUUUCAGGGAGACUUUUGGCCACUUCCCUGAGCUUAUGACCGAUCCGUUCGGUAACUACCUCUGCCAGAAGCUGUUGGAGUAUUGCACGGAUGAGCAGCGUAACCUCAUUUGCGAGUCCGUCGCCCAGGACCUUGUCAACAUCUCGCUCAACAUGCACGGCACGCGCGCUGUACAGAAGAUGAUUGACUUCCUCUCCACCCGCCGGCAAAUCCAUUCCAUCAUCGUUGCGCUCAGUCUGCACGUUGUCGUGCUCAUCAAGGACUUGAACGGCAACCACGUCAUCCAGAAGUGUCUCAACAAGCUUGCGCCCGAGGACAACCAGUUCAUCUACAAUGCCGUUGCCGCUAACUGUGUCGAAGUCGCGACCCACCGUCACGGCUGUUGCGUCCUCCAGCGCUGCGUCGAUCAUGCCUCCGAGCCGCAGCGCAUCCAACUCGUGAACGAGAUUACAUACAACGCGUUGACACUCGUCCAGGAUCCCUACGGUAACUAUGUCGUGCAGUAUAUCCUCGACCUUAACGACAACCGCUUCUCCGACGCCGUCAUCCGCCAAUUCACCGGCAAUGUUUGCGCACUCUCUGUCCAGAAGUUCAGCUCGAAUGUCAUCGAGAAGUGCGUCCGAGUCGCCGAGCAUAGCACCCGCAAAAUGCUCAUUGGCGAGUUGCUUAAUCGCACUCGUCUCGAGAAGCUGCUCCGUGACUCCUACGGUAACUACUGUGUUCAGACCGCUCUAGAUUACGCCGAGCCUACCCAACGGGCGCUCUUGGUCGAGGGCAUCCGACCUGUCCUUCCUCUCAUCCGUAACACCCCGUAUGGCAAGCGCAUCCAGAACAAGCUGCAGCGGGAGCAACUCGAUGGACCUGGUUUCGGCGGCAGCCAUUAUGGCCAGCAGUCGGUCGCGAACCUCGCUCUUCGCAACCCGAACCUCAACAUGGGAGGAAUGCAGGGCGGCCAUCUGAAUGACAGCUACGGCAGCCCUUACGGCCUCCAGGGUGGGAUGCAGGGGCAGGGCUCACUCUCGCAGAGCCACCUGCAGAUGCAACCGCAUUCUAUCGAUAGCUACGUCCUCCAAAAUGGUUCGAGUCACAACAGCCCAGGCAUGACGCCGCCGCACACCCACGCUGGCUUUUCCGCCGCGACGACGUAUGGCAACGCGUUCCCCACCAUGACCGUCAAUGACGCGUAUCAGCGUGGCUACGGUUACGGCAUGUAAAAUAUGCUCCAUUUUGCUCUGUUCCUCUAGACAGCCCUUCCGUGGCUUUCUCUUCACUUCUCGCAGUAGGUCGUACUCUAAUCAAACCCCCCACUAACCAUUCCGGCUCGCCGGAACCGAUACCUAUGGCUCAUGCUCUCCUUCGGGCUAUGACUUUCCUUUAUCUGCACUGCCAUCGGGAUUUGCCAUUCUACUAUACUACCAUCAACACCGCAUUGUAUUAUGCACGCAUCCGCACUCGCUUUUCUUUGCUUUGACGUCUGGUUCCUGACACUUAUACAACACCACGCUUCUUGCUUGGCAUCUCCAUCCCUGUACAGCGUAC